This is a messenger RNA of Patiria miniata (bat star), 2102 nucleotides long. Its product is annotated as 39S ribosomal protein L16, mitochondrial-like. Gene Ontology annotation, biological process: mitochondrial translation. The transcript is spliced from 5 exons. Lineage: Eukaryota; Metazoa; Echinodermata; Asteroidea; Valvatida; Asterinidae. Gene Ontology annotation, molecular function: structural constituent of ribosome; rRNA binding. Gene Ontology annotation, cellular component: ribosome; mitochondrial large ribosomal subunit. The coding region runs from base 114 to 875 and encodes 253 amino acids. The record is from RefSeq and is a predicted model, not a curated record.
AGUCUAAAAGCAUUCCGUUCGUAGCGAUUCACACGUACAAACUAACGUUACAAAUUCACUGUAUUUUAUUCACUUUGACUGCGUUAGUUUUAAGGCGCAAAAACUCUACAGAAAUGACUAGUUUACUUCAAAAGUCAGUGAGGGGGCUUUUUUGUACAAACUUGGCAAUAAAGUCGAAAAUAAAAGGUUUUCUGCAUGAAGCAAGCAAAGCAGUAUUUAUUCCUACAGCCUCAUUGAAGGAUCUGAAGCCAAUUGAGACAUUUGAACAUGUGACGAUACCUGAGAGACCCAAGCUGAAGUUCUACAACAAAGUCCCUAAGAGGACACGCUACAAGAAAGUCUUCAAACGGCUGAUUCAGAUCAGGGGCCCCUCGGAGGUUGCAAAUAAACUCAAGCUGGGACAGUAUGGCAUUGUGGCUAGAAGUGGCGGUUAUUUACACCACGGCCAUUUUGAGAUGAUGCGCUUGACCGUCAACCGCGCCCUGGAUUCCAGCCGCAUGUAUGCCAGAUGGAGGGUGGAACCACCCAUUAAACCAAUCACCAAAAAGGGGCAGGGCCAACGGAUGGGGGGAGGAAAAGGCAGUGUGGAUCACUAUGUGACCCCAGUCAAGGCCAACCGUAUGAUCUUGGAGGUGGGCGGCAAGAUGGAGUUUCAGGAAGUCCAAGCCGUUCUAGUCCAAGUUGCUAAGAAGCUGCCGUUCCGUGCCGAGGUGGUCACAGCGGAGACUAUGAAAGUGAAGGAGCAAGCUCGUCUUGAGAAGAUUGAGAGUAAUGCCAAUCCGUGGACCUUUGAGAAGAUUGCUGUUGGGAAUUACCUCGGCAUCUCUAAUCGUCUCGGUCCCUAUGAUUACAAAUGGUUUGGGGAGUACAGGUGAAUGGUAUCUGGACCUGUUUCUGUGGACUAGACAUGUUGACGUCCCCUUGUUGCUAUCCCUAGGUAUGGAUCAAAACUGCUGAGAUGCAUCAGAGACCGUCUCAGAACACAUGACUGCAUCGUCACUUGAGAAGUUGAAGGGAUUAGCGGUUGGACUAGCCAAGAGCUUCAAUAUCACAGAACAAGAGCCAAUGCCAUUUCUCCCCCCCCCCCCCCAGGUGCGCGUUUUGUUGUACAUGUACAAAUCACUCUCAUAAAAAAAUAUCAUUUGUAGAUGGGUAAUUCCACACUAAUGGGCCAAUAAGGUAAGGUUAAGGAUGUUGCAAAUAAAGGGUAAAAUAUGAGCUAGUAUUUUCUUCAGUUUUUUCCUAUACCUUGCUAGGCUGAAAGUGACUUGGACAAGACAAGACAAAAGAUGAUAUUUUUUUUAUUUGAGAAAAUAACAGGUCUUUUUUUCUGUAUUAAACGUAUGUAACAUGGACAGACACAGGAAAAGGGUGCUUGGGACAAAUUCAGGACAAAAUUUACAUUGUUAUCAAGCGAAAAUAUAACAGUUUUCACACUGUCUUCAAAUUUAUGAUGUAAUUAGUGUUGCGUACGAACAGGGACAGACAUUUUGUGACAAACGUCCAGUCUGUUCGUACGAAUAAUUCCUGAUUAUAAAAUAUCAAAUAACUCUUCACAUUGACUCUCAGGGUACAUCUUUUUAAAUACAUCAAUAUCAAGGAUCAUUACAUUUUAUAAUAAUUAUAAUAAUAAUAGUGGAUAUUUAUAAAGCGCACGUAUCCACCAGGACUGGUGCUCAAGGCGCUACAUCAUUUAUUUAUGCUUAAUUUGUGACUUGAUCUCAAAUGUCUGUCCUUCGUUGUGUACGUAACACUUUUUAAAACAAUAUCCACUAUAUUUUCUAAAAUUCAAAACCUGUUAUAAAUAUCAUUUGCAGGUGAGGAUAUUUGUUCGAAGCUUGCAAUGUUUACAGCAAAAAUUGAUAGACCGAGAUCCUAGAUUUAUCUUUAAAACUUAAAGGUCUUCUCAAAUGUCACACUUUUGGGCCCAUUAGUGUGGAAUUGCCCAGAUGUUGCUGCCUCUGUGCCAUCUUGUGCAUCUGAAGAUUUCCAAACUAGUCUUAAGAAAUGUUAAGUUCUCGGAUGAAUACAUCUGAUUUUAAGUUACUAUUGAUAGUAAUGGAAUAAUAAUAAAGGCGGCUGCUUUAUACAGGCAGAAUCAA